Messenger RNA from Lentinula edodes (shiitake mushroom), 914 nucleotides. RefSeq names its product 20S proteasome subunit. The transcript has 8 exons. Gene Ontology annotation, cellular component: proteasome core complex, alpha-subunit complex; nucleus; proteasome core complex. The record is from RefSeq and is a predicted model, not a curated record. Gene Ontology annotation, biological process: ubiquitin-dependent protein catabolic process. The coding region runs from base 106 to 912 and encodes 268 amino acids. Lineage: Eukaryota; Fungi; Basidiomycota; Agaricomycetes; Agaricales; Omphalotaceae.
CGCUUGAGCAUUGAUUGCACUUUCGACGCGUCAGCUGACAUAAUCGACCCAACUUCGACGGACGCGCGUACGCCAUUGUAACUUGAACUUCUCCUUCUUCGUGCAAUGUCCAGGUCCUACGAUCGAGCUCUUACUGUCUUCUCCCCUGAUGGUCAUCUAUUCCAAGUCGAAUAUGCUUUGGAAGCCGUGAGGAAGGGUACAUGUGCUGUUGGUGUGCGUGGCAAGGAUGUCGUAGUUCUUGGUGUGGAGAAGAAGUCGGUUUUACAACUACAAGAUCCUCGAACCGUCAGAAAGGUGGCCAUGCUGGAUGAUCAUGUGUGUCUGGCUUUUGCAGGUCUCACAGCGGACGGACGAGUAUUGAUUGACAAGGCGCGGAUAGAAUGUCAAAGCCACCGUUUGACCGUUGAAGACCCCGUUACUGUGGAAUACAUAACGAGACAUAUUGCAGGCAUUCAGCAGCGCUAUACGCAAUCCGGAGGUGUCCGACCAUUUGGUAUCUCCACUCUCAUCGUUGGCUUCGAUCCACAUGACACCAAGCCUCAUCUAUACAUGACCGAACCAAGUGGUAUUUACAGUGCGUGGAAGGCUAAUGCAAUUGGACGAUCGUCGAAAACAGUACGGGAAUUCCUGGAGAAGAACCACAAGGACGAUCUUUCACGAGAAGAAAGCAUCAAGCUUGCCGUGAAGAGUCUGCUCGAGGUUGUACAAACGGGUGCAAAAAACAUCGAGAUCAGUGUGAUGGAGAGUUACGGAAAGAUCACGAAUCUUGAUCUUGCACAGAUUGAAGCCAUUGUCUCUGAAAUAGAGAAAGAAAAGGAGGUCGAGGCAGAAAGAAAGCGCUCUAGAUUAGCUGCAACUGCUGCCGGACAAGCAUCCAUGACAUCUCGUGCUACAGAAGGCACGUCUGGGUAGUA